UUCUACUGUCCCUCACAUUUGGACGAGAUUCUGACUGCGCCUCUCGCUGGAACUUCGUCGCCCAAUUCAGCUCUCCUCAUGAUGGCCACUUCUGCAACUAGACACUCUGAACUCGCUUGCCUCACACCCAGACACGUAUCUACGCCUUCGGCUGCCUGGGCUUCACCAUUCUCCUCCUCCCCAUCUUCUUCCUCCUCUUCUUCCUCUUUUUCCUCCCUUUCUUUUUCUUCCUCUUCUUCCUCAUCCUCAUCUUCUUCCUCACCCUCAUCCGCCUCUUCGCCCUCGCUCUUGACCUCCUCUUCCCCUAUUGGUGCUUCGCCUUACUGUCUGGAGACCAACUGUCUGCCGCGCCAGCAUCAUCCGCUGCUCCAUCAACACCCGGCACAGCCUCAUGCUCACUGCUAUCCCUUCGGCGCCGAUCCCGAGGAGCUGGCCAUGGUUUGUUUCGUCAGGGCUGUAGCUCGCCCGGUGACCCAACAUGAGACGGCUUUGUCGCCGGCGGGCGCCAUGACUCGCCUGCUCCUGGAACGGGGCACCGAAUUCAAGACAACUCUGCCUCAAGCGCUUCUGGAUGACUCGUCAUCAUCAUCAUCGUCAUCGUCUUCGUCUUCGUCGUCGUCGUCAUUAUCGUCAUCAUCAUCAUCAUCAUCAUCAUCAUCAUCAUCAUCAUCAUCAUCAUCAUCAUCAUCAUCAUCAUCAUUCUCCUCGUCUGCCUGCGCCGGCCUCGUCUCACACAACGCCCCGGGGAGCGAGAGUGGCGCCGCACUUUUCACGUCGCCCUGUCGGCCCGGAUCGGGCCACUCGCGAGCCACUGUCUACCGGCGACUCGAGGACGGCUGCGUGGUGAUGGAGACGCCGGUACCCGGAGCUUGCGCCAUCUACCCGCUUGUCUUCCCCUUUCUCAACUCCAAGUGCCCCAGCACCAACAAGCGCCAGGUCCACCUCCAGAUCAGCCUGGUGCACGGAGCUCAAGAGCGACCAAACGGUCGCAAUCAGCUUGACAAAGGCAAACGGAUAGGUCGAUGUCAGGGGCAAUACAACGGCCCGACAGACCGGCGUUUCGGCUGCCCGACCGGGCAGCAGGGACACCCAAAGUCAGGUGCUCCCAUUCUCGGUGCCUUUCGAGGACCUGGACCAGACUCUGCCAGAUUGGAUGGACAAAUGUUGUCUGAUUACAUUUCCAUCUUGCUCGUUCGUUCGUCCAAGACUCCCUCCACUUGCAUGGCCCAGCCCUAA
Molecule: messenger RNA, 1236 nt
Organism: Protopolystoma xenopodis
Lineage: Eukaryota; Metazoa; Platyhelminthes; Monogenea; Polystomatidea; Polystomatidae
Source: the annotation of a GenBank genome assembly